This is a messenger RNA of Ahaetulla prasina, 14285 nucleotides long. RefSeq names its product tenascin XB (gene TNXB). Lineage: Eukaryota; Metazoa; Chordata; Lepidosauria; Squamata; Colubridae. The record is from RefSeq and is a predicted model, not a curated record. The transcript has 40 exons. Gene Ontology annotation, molecular function: protein binding. The coding region runs from base 187 to 10644 and encodes 3485 amino acids.
UCACGCCAGGGCCUCUCUGAGCCAGGAAAUCUGAUGGCCAGAGGGUUGUCUCCUCCUCUCUCCAGGGCAGAGACGCCGUUGAGCGAGAGAACGAAGGAGUGAAACACUCCAAGAGAGGCGGCAGCGGGUGACUGAAUGAGGCUGUUCUCUGUCCCAGCCCGAGCAUCCAACUUUUGCAAAUCUUGAAUGAUCAUGGAGAGGCCCUCAAAGAGAGCAUCUUUCCUUCUGCUCCUCUGCUGGCUGGGGGUUUCCUGCGGGGCACGUCUUCCCCACCCCCUCAUCUCUUCCAAUGCGACCAUCUUCUCCCAUGUCUACACAAUUAAGGUGGCAGGAGAAGACACGCCAAACGAGGGUGCCUCCCCACCUCCCCAAGAGGCCUUAGGUCCUCCUGGAUCUUCUCGGGGAGGGGGCCAAUAUGAGCACACCCUGGAAGGAACAGAUCAAGAGCAUGUGGUUUUCACCCAUCGCAUCAACCUCCCACAGCAAUCUUGUGCGUGUCCCCCUGGCACCGAAGAUACCCGGGAACUUUGGAGAAGGCUGCAGGCCCUGGAGAAUGAAGUUCGGGUCCUACAGGAAACGUGCCAAGCUGGGGGAGGCUGUUGCCCUGCUGCGCCCACCAGUAGUCAAGCCAGCGAAGGCCAAACAGACAUUCGCACGUUAUGUUCGCACCACGGAUCCUUCGACCUCUCUCGUUGCCUGUGCGAAUGUGAGUCGGGUUGGGGCGGUCCCACCUGCGCCGAGCCGGUCUGCUCCGAAGGCUGCGGUGGCCCAGAGCGAGGCAGAUGCGUCAACGGGCGCUGUCAAUGCCAGCCUGGCUACUCUGGGGUCAGCUGCGAAGAGCCACCCUCUUGCCCCGAUGACUGCAAUGACCAAGGGCGCUGUGUGGAUGGCCGCUGCACCUGCUUCCCAGGAUAUGUGGGGCCCUCCUGCUCCGACCCCAUUUGUCCCCAGAACUGCCAUGGACACGGGCAAUGCAUCUCAGGACGGUGCGUGUGCAACCCAGGAUACAGCGGGGCGGAUUGUGCAACCCGAGCUUGCCCUAGCAACUGCAACAGGCGCGGAGAAUGUCGCAAUGGACGCUGCGUGUGCGAGCCAGGCUUCAUCGGGCCGGCCUGCGGCACCAAGACAUGCCCCAACGAUUGUAACCACAGAGGCCACUGUCUGCAGGGAGGGGUGUGUUCCUGCCACCCAGACUACACCGGUCCCGACUGCGGUCAGCUGGCAUGUCCGGAGCAUUGUAGUGGCCACGGAGAAUGUCAGAAUGGAACAUGCGUGUGCAAUAGUGGCUAUUCGGGCGAUGACUGUUUAAUAGAGAUUCCAUCCAUUGGCGUCCGUGUUUCAAAUCGAGACGAAACUUCUUUCCGCCUGGAGUGGAACUACCCCGAAAUUUCUGUGGACGGAUAUGAGAUCCAUGUGGCACCCACGAAGGAUCCUCGGGCGGGCGAAUCCAUUCACCUAUCUGGCACCCAAAGGAUCUUUGAAUACAAAGGAUUAAAGCCGGGGGAGGAAUACACAUUCACCGUUCGGGUAGACAAAGGGCGACACUACGGACCCCCUGUCACCCAGACCGUGCGUACGCGAGUGGCUCCUCCCACUGGCCUGCAGUCAUCACAAGUAUCCGAAAACUCCCUGACUUUGCAGUGGGAACCACCUACCUCUCGCCCUGAUGGCUACAUCCUCAGCUACGUCCCUCUGGUUCCCACUCGACCUGUUCAAGCCAUGAAACGUGUCGAGCUGCCCGCAGCCCCUGAGCGUGUCACCCUGGAAGACCUGGAGAGCAGAACGCGAUAUCGCAUCACCUUGGUUGCCCGUCAGAGUGGUGAGAACAGCCGAGCCACCAGCAUUGUUGUCAGCACCACAGCACCUGCUCCAAUUCAACCAAGUCGCAACUACUUGACACCGCCGCCUUCUUCCCAUAAAAAGCCAGGCGGUCCCUCUUCUGAGCCCGGAGAGAAGAAACCAGGCGCUAAACCACAUCCGGGUCGCCGCCCCACCAACACCACCUUAUUGACCAAGGAGCACUUCCUGAAGAGAAUGACCCAGAAUAUCUCAUCCAAACUGUCCCCAUACAAUGGGACCCUCCUUGAGCGGCUCGAGAGCUACCUCCGGGCCAUCAAUUUUCCUCUCCGAGGCAACCAGACAAUCCAGAGCGUGGCCAAGGACAUCUAUCUCUACCUCAAACGGAUGAAGCCCAUCGAAUUUCAAGAGAGGGUUGAAGAACGUCUUGUCCAAGAAACCAGCAACUUGCCUCUGAAAAGGGAAUUCCCAAUAACUGAAGCAGAGAGCGUCUACGCAGAUGGAUACCUCCGUCCAGACCAUGCCAAGCCAACGGUGGUGACCAGCGCCCCAGACCACAUUGAGGUGUCUUUGGACAGCGUGAGGGGCAUCUCUGACCAUGUGGUCAUCCGCUACCGAAACAUGGUGACCGGAGAAAGAAAGGAGUUAGUGGUCCCUGGGGAUGCUUCCACGGCGACCAUCACUGGACUGUCACCUGGGACCACCUACUUGAUGGAAAUUCAUGGUGUCAUGAAAGGACAUUCCUCUAAGUCAUACUCCUUUAUAACUGCCACAGCUCCAAGUUCACCAACAAAUGACAAGAUCCAAACCAUCGUCUCACCCACCUCAACCCCCGAAGCUCCACUGAAGAACCUACAAGUGACCGAAGUCUCUCCAAACCAGCUGCGUGUGACAUGGUCAGCCCCGCCCGAUUUCUUCCACAGGUUUUCCCUCUACUAUAGGGACCCCAAAUCUGGGGCGCCUCCCCAAAAAAUCAGCGUUCCAGGGACAGAGAGAAGUGUCGACUUAAUGGAUUUGCACCCUGGUAUGGAGUACGAAAUCGAGCUGCACGGAGAGAGACCUGGUGGAAGCUACAGCGCCCCCUUCUCGACAAAAAUCAUUACAGCUCCAAGUUCACCAACAAAUGACAAGAUCCAAACCAUCGUCUCACCCACCUCAACCCCCGAAGCUCCACUGAAGAACCUACAAGUGACCGAAGUCUCUCCAAACCAGCUGCGUGUGACAUGGUCAGCCCCGCCCGAUUUCUUCCACAGGUUUUCCCUCUACUAUAGGGACCCCAAAUCUGGGGCGCCUCCCCAAAAAAUCAGCGUUCCAGGGACAGAGAGAAGUGUCGACUUAAUGGAUUUGCACCCUGGUACGGAGUACGAAAUCGAGCUGCACGGAGAGAGACCUGGUGGAAGCUACAGCGCCCCCUUCUCGACAAAAAUCAUUACAGAAGCAGAACCGGCAGAGCCCAGGCCGGGAGAUUUCUCUCUUCUAGAAGUCACAGACACUUCAGUUCACCUUUCUUGGGGUGACCCCACUGGGCCUUUUGACUCCUUUGUGAUCCAAUAUAAAGAUGCCCAGGGGAAGCCCAAGCUGCUUAAAUUGGACAAGAAUGCUCGAGAAGCCACGAUUUCCAACUUGGUGCUUUCCCGAAAAUACAAAUUCAACCUUUAUGUUCUCCGAGGCCGUAAGCCCUUCGGCCCUGCGUCUUUGGAAGUCGUCCCAGGCCCUGGUAGCACAGGAAAAAGUCCUGCCCCUUUUAAAGACAUUUCUGCCACUGUCACCAGCAAUUCUGCCCACUUGUCCUGGACGGUCUCCUCUGGGAACUUUGAUUCCUUUUUAAUCCAAUAUAAGGAUGCUGAGGGCAGACUCCAAGAGCUGUUCACUGAGGGAGAUUCCCAUGAAAUCACUAUCCCCAACCUGACUCCUUCCCACAGAUACACAAUAGAUCUCUAUGGCAUCUCCAACCAGGGACGUCUGGGUCCUGCUUCUAUAAAUUUCAUCACAGGAUCACAGGAGGAUGUGUCCGUUCACAAAAUGGUCCUCAGGGAUCUGGCUGUAUCAGAGGUGACCAGCAACUCUGCCCAUCUUACAUGGAAAGUCCCUUCAGGAAGAUUUGAUUCCUUUUUGCUCCAGUAUCAAGACUUAGAAGGCAACAAUCAAACUUUGCAUAUGGAUGGAGAUUCCCGCGAAGUCAUUAUUCCCAAUUUGGUUCCCUCCGAAAGAUACAGAUUCAACCUCUACGGCAUUUUGGGGACACAGCGCCUUGGACCUCUCUUUGCAGAUGCUAUGACAGCUGCAGUUCAGGAACCAAAAAAGAAGAAACCAGAUGAGACCAUAGUGAUUAAGCCCAGCCUGGGGGAGUUCUCGGUCCUGGAUGUCACAAGCGAUACUGUCCGUCUUUAUUGGACCGUCCCCACUGGAAGCUUUGACUCCUUCCUGAUCCAGUUCAAGGAUGCAGACGGCCAACCUCAAGCCCUGCCUGUGGAGGGAGACUCCCGUGAAGUCACCGUGACCAACCUGGCUCCUUCUCGCAGAUACAAGUUCAACCUCUAUGGAGUCUCCGGGCGCAAGCGGUCCAGCCCGCUUUCCACCGAUGCCACCACAGCCCACAUUAGAGACUCAGGGGAGCCAAUUCCUGUCCAACCCAGCCUAGGAGAGUUCUCAGUCCUUGAUGUUAUGAGUGAUUCUGUCCGACUCCAUUGGACUGUCCCCACUGGGAGCUUUGACUCCUUCCUGAUCCAAUACAAGGAUGCAGAUGGCCAACCCCAAGCGUUGCCCGUAGAUGGAGGCUCUCAAGAAGUCACGGUGACCAACCUGGCUCCUUCUCAUAGAUACAAGUUCAACCUCUAUGGAGUCUCUGGACGCAAGCGCUCCGGGCCCCUCUCCACUGAUGCCACCACAGCUCAAACCACAGACUCAGAAGCGGCCAUUCCUGUCCAACCAACCUUGGGGGAGUUAUCUGUUCUGGACAUCACUAGCAAUUCUGUUCAUCUUUAUUGGACCGUCCCCACUGGGACCUUUGACUCUUUCCUGGUCCAGUACAAGGAUGCAAAUGGCCAACCCCAGGUGUUGCCUGUGGAUGGAGGCUCCCGUGAAGUCACCGUGACCAACCUGGCCCCUUCCCACAAAUACAAGUUCCUUCUUUAUGGGGUAUCUGGACAGCAGAAGACCAGAUUCCUCUCUGCUGAUGCCGUUACAGACCCACCUUCGGAUGCAGAGGAACCAAUUCCUGUCCAACCUACCCUAGGGGAGCUCUCUGUCCUUGAUGUCACAAACAAUUCUGUCCGUCUCCGUUGGACCAUCCCCACUGGGAGCUUUGAUUCCUUCCUAAUCCAGUACAAGGAUGCAGCUGGCCAACCCCAAGAGUUGCCUGUGGAGGGUGACUCCACUGAAGUCACAGUGACCAACCUGGUUCCUUCCCACAGAUACAAGUUCAACCUCUAUGGAAUUUACAGGGACAAACACACCAGCCCGCUCUCCAUUGAUGCUACCACUGGGUCCAGGGAAGCAGUUCCCAUCCAACCCAGCCUAGGGGAGCUCUCGGUCCUAGACGUCACAACUGAUUCUGCCCAUCUCCAAUGGACCGUCCCCACUGGGAGCUUUGACUCCUUCCUGGUCCAGUACAAGGAUGCAGAUGGCCAACCUCAAGCGUUACCUGUGGAGGGAGACUCCCUUGAAGUCACAGUGACCAACCUGGUUCCUUCUCACAAAUACAAAUUCAACCUCUACGGAGUCUCUGGGCGCAAACGCUCCAGGCCCCUGUCCAUCAAUGCCACCACAGCCCCGUUAGGCACGACACCACUGGUUCAGCCCAGCUUGGGAGAGCUUUCUGUUUCCAACAUUACCCACAAUUCUGCAGUUCUCUCGUGGACAGUCCACUCUGGGAGUUUUGACUCUUUUAUGAUCCAAUACAAGGACAUGCAUGGCAAGCCCCAAGCUGUCCCCGUGGAAGGGAACACUUACCAAGUCGUCCUCCCCAACCUGACUCCCGCCCGCAGAUAUAAGUUUAAUCUCUAUGGAGUCUCUGGUCGUAAGCGUUUUGGACCCGUUUCUGUCGAUGCCAACACAGCAACACCCGAUCCACAGGACCCCGUGAUUCCUCCCAGCCUAGGGGAGCUCUCUGCUUCAGAGAUCACUAGCAAUUCUGUCCAUCUGUUCUGGACUGUCCCCACGGGGCGCUUUGACUCUUUCGCAAUUCAGUACAAGGACGCUGAGGGCCAGCCCCAGGCGAUUCCAGUGGAAGGAGAUUUGCGUGAGAUCACCAUCCCCCAUCUGGUUCCAUCUCGCAAAUACAAGUUCAACCUUUAUGGACUUUCUGGUCGCAAGCGCAUGGGCCCCGUUUCUCUUGAUGCCAUCACAGCAUCUACCACAAAGAAAGAAGCUACACCAAAGCCUUCUUUAGGAGAACUCUCCAUCUCUGAGGCCACCAGCAACUCUGUUCUUCUCUCUUGGACCAUCUCCACGGGGAGCUUUGACUCCUUCCUGCUCCAAUAUAAAGAUGAGGAGGGCAGAACCCAAACACUGACUGUGGAGGGAGAUUCACACGAAGUCACCGUUUUGAAUCUGGCUCCAUCCCACAAGUACAAGUUCAACCUUUAUGGAAUUUUUGGUCAAAAACGUAUUGGUCCUAUUUCUUCUGAAGCUACCACAGCUGAACUAGAGGAGGAGGAGGAAGAAAAAGAGGACAAAGAUGGGGAGAAUCAACCUAGCUUGGGAGAACUCUCCAUCUCCGAAACCACCAGCAAUUCUCUCCUCCUUUCUUGGAGUGUCCCAACUGGGAGCUUCGACUCCUUCCUGAUUCAAUAUGAAGAUGGCGCUCUGCAGAGCUUGCCUGUGGAUGGGGCUUCCCGUGGAGCGAUGGUCUCCAACCUGACUCCAUCUCACAGUUACCAGUUCGACCUCUACGGCAUCUCUGGUGGCAAACGCCUGGGCCCCAUUUCUGCCAAGGCCUUAACAGCUCCGCGAUCUCCAAGUCAGGACCCAGAGGAGAGUGGAUCUCCAGGCCCAUCUCCAAAUCCCAGUUUUGGGCAGCUCUUUGCGUCUGAUGUCACUAGCAACUCUGCACGCCUCUCUUGGAACGUCCCCGCUGAGACCUUUGACUCCUUCCAGAUCCAAUACAAAGAUGCGGAAAACAAACCACAAAUGGUUCCUGUGGAGAAGGAAACCAGCACCAUUGUCAUCUAUUCUCUAGUACCUUCCCAUAAGUACAAGUUUAAUCUGUAUGGCACCUCCGGACGCAGACGCUUUGGACCAAUCACUGCCAGUACCGUCACUGCACCAGUGGACCAAGAGAAGCCAUCAGUGGUGGACCAGGAGGUCUCUGCUGGAAUAAGCCCCCGCUUGGGCGUGCUCUCAGUCCCAGAGGUCACCAGUCAUUCAGCCCAGUUAUCAUGGACUGUCCCCGAGGGAAGCUUCGAUUCUUUCUCAGUCCAGUACAAAGACGCUGAAGGAAGACCCCAAGCGCUUCCUUUAAGAGGAGAUUUCCGUGAUGUCAUCGUUUCCAACCUAUCCCCUUCUCACAAGUACAAGUUCAAUCUUUAUGGUAUCUUUGGAAAACAGCGUCUUGGACCAAUCUCUGCCCAAGUGAUCACAACAGCUGCCGAAACAUCUGGGCAAGUUGAAGAAAAGAAACAACCAGAGGAAAGUACAGGGAGGAGCAACCAACCGAGGCUUGGAGAUGUCACUGUCUCUGAGGUCACCCCUGAUUCCCUUCUCCUUUCCUGGACCGUCCGGGAAGGAAGCUUUGACUCCUUCAUUGUCCAGUACAAGGAUGCUGCAGGCAAUCCUCAGUCGGUAUCUGUUGACGGAGCCAUGCGUUCCCUCCAUCUCUACAACCUCACCCCUUCACAGACGUACGAAUUUGACAUAUUUGGAGUUUCUGGCUACAGGCAUCUUGGGCCUCACUCAGUUCACACCGUAACAGAGAUAUCUGAAGGAGGGAGGACCGUUCAGCCCCAGUUAGGAGAUCUCACUGUCUCUCGGGUCACUAACGACUCCGUGGCUCUGUUCUGGACCGUGGCUGCUGGGAAUUUUGAUUCUUUCUUGCUCCAGUACAAGGACUCUGAGGGCAAGCCCCAAGUCCUGCCCCUAAAUGGCACUUCAAGGGACAUCACCGUCACCAACCUGGCUCCUUCUCACAGAUACAAGUUUAACCUGUACGGCCUGAAUGGGCGCAAACGCCUUGGUCCCGUUUCUACCAACGCCGUCACAGGCCAAGGCACCCAACCGCUUAAGCUGGGAACCUUGUCAGCUCAUAACAUCACGUCAGAAUCCCUUCUUCUGUCCUGGGUUGUGGAAUCUGGGAAUUUCGACUCUUUCAUUAUCCAGUACCGGGACGCCGCAGGCAAAUCCCAUGCAUUGCCUGUAGAUGGAGGUUUGCGAUUGCUGCGCUUCCACGACUUGGUCCCUUCACACCGAUACAAGUUCAACCUUUAUGGGGUCUCUCGUCGCAAGCGUCUCGGCCCCAUAUCUGUGGAGGCUGUUACAGUCCCCAAACCUUCAGGGCUGCAAGUUGCUCCUCAACCCAAGCUGGGGAAACUGUCCGCUUUCGACGUCUCUGACACAACUCUCCGCCUGACCUGGCGGGUCUUGACUGGAAAAUUUGAAUCCUUCAGCAUUGAGUACAGAGAUGCAGAGGGCAACCCUCAGGUGCUGCCUAUAGACACCAAAGCCCGGGAUGUGGUGAUUUCCAGCUUGGUGCCUUCCCACAGAUAUAAGUUCAACCUCUACGGCAUCUCUCAACAGAAACGAUUCGGUCCCAUCUCUACUGACGUCGUCACAGCUCAAGGCAAGGACUCGGAGGCAAAACCCAAACUGGGCGAUCUCUCCAUCUCCGAAGUCACCAAUGACUCUGUCCGCCUUUCGUGGACGAUCUCGUCUGGGAAAUUCAACUCUUUUCUCAUCCAAUACAAAGACGCCCGAGGGAACCCUCAAAUCGUCCCUGUUGGUGCGGACUCCCAGACAGUUUUCAUCUCUAACUUAAUACCUUCCCACAAAUACAAGUUCAGCCUCUACGGUCUCUCUGGGAAGAAACAGUUUGGACCAGUCUCCAUUGAUGCUGUCACUGCAGCUUUCUCAGAAAGCACCAGCACUCCAGCUCCCUUGCUCGAUCAUCUUGUGGUCUCUGAAGUGACUUCCACGACUCUGCAGCUCGGCUGGGAUGUCCCGGAGGGGGAAUUUGACUCCUUCCUUGUGAGAUGGAAGGACAGUUUGAGAAGCAGCCAAACACCUGUCCCAGCCAAAGAAGUUAAAGUGCCUGGGGACGAGCGUUCCGUCACCCUCCAGGGACUCACACCCAGUACUGAAUACAGCCUUACGGUCUAUGGCAUCAAGGAUGAGUCAGAAGUGGCCGAUAUCAAUACUGGAGCAAGGACAAGCGGGCUAGAGCUGGAUGGUCCCCAGGACUUGCGGUUCAGUGACAUUCAUGAGACCUCUGUGGUAGCCAACUGGAGACCCCCAUCCUCUCGCAUCGAUAGCUACAAAGUUUCUUUCCAGCCUUCAGAUGGCGGAGAGCCCAAAAGCAUUCUAGUGGAUGGAUCUGAACUCAGGACAAUCAUUGAGGGUCUGACUCCUGGGGCCAGCUAUGAAGUCGCUGUAAUGUCUAUCCGUGGGUUUGAAGAGAGUGAGCCAUUGGUGGGCUACAUCACCACAGUGCCAGACGGUCCUUCCAAUUUGCGGGCUGUCAAUGUAACCGAUACCUCUGCCGUGCUGAUGUGGCACCCUGCUGUGGCUGAGAUGAACAAUUACAUCGUCACGUACGGACCUAUCACCAGCACCGGCUCACAGGUCUCCGAAUCGGUUCCAGGAAAUCGUGUCCAGCUUCAGCUGUCAGAGCUGCAAAGGGACAUGGAAUAUUGGGCCAAUGUCUAUGGGGAAAAAGAAGGAAACCGAAGUUCUCCCAUCAGCGCUACUUUCACCACCGGAGCGGAUGGGCCCCGGGACCUGCAUGCUAUGGAAAUUUCCCCCCGCAGUGUGCGUCUCACCUGGUCACCCCCUGGUGCCCCAUCUGAGGGAUAUCUGUUGAGUUAUGAGACCCCCGAUGGACAAUCAAAGGAGAUCCCUCUGGAUGCUUCCGUCACCUCGUAUGAACUUCAAGAUCUGAUUCCUUCAAGCCGGUAUCAGGUCCAAGUCCAGGCAGUGAGGAGAGGAACACCAACAGCUCCCGUCUCCACGUCCUUCACCACUGGGCACUUGACAUACCCCUUCCCUCGGGACUGUUCGGAAGAAAUCCAGAAUGGGCCAGGAGCUUCACGAGUAACAACAAUUUAUCUAGGGGGCAACCGGGAACGUCCCUUGAAGGUGUUCUGUGAUAUGGAGACCGAUGGGGGAGGCUGGAUUGUCUUUCAACGUCGGAUGAAUGGUGAGACAGAUUUCUGGCGGGACUGGCAAAAUUAUGCUCUUGGCUUUGGCAACCUCACCCGGGAAUUUUGGCUAGGAAACAAUGCUCUGCACCAGCUGACCUCUUCGGGGGACUACGAACUACGUGUGGAUCUCCGUGCUGGGGAUGAGUCUGUCUAUGCUACCUAUCAGAACUUCCGCGUGGACCCUCCGGCUGACCAUUAUCGCCUGCAUCUGGGCAAUUACAAUGGCACAGCUGGCGAUGCCUUAAGCUACCACUCAGGGAGUGUUUUCUCCACUCGGGACCGGGAUCCGAAUCGGGUCAUCAUCCCCUGUGCCAUCUCUUACCGUGGGGCAUGGUGGUAUCGCAACUGCCACUACACCAACCUCAAUGGGCUCUAUGCUAACAACCGUGAUCACCAGGGCGUCAACUGGUUUAACUGGAAAGGAUUCGAGUUUUCCAUUCCUUUCACCGAGAUGAAACUGCGGCCCAGCAGCUUCCACCCAUUGCAGCGGUCCUGAGUGGGACGCAGGAUGGACUAAAGGAGGCAAAGCAACAACCCCUUUUGCAACAGGAUACCUCACAUCCGGCCUUUGUUCUGCUUUUCUGGCCCAUCCUGGGGAAAAAAAGAGGAAUGCAUCAAAACCAAAAGGGGAAAAAAAAAACUUUGGAGACUUGAAAAGACCCACCGCAGUCAAAAGAAAGAGAGAGCUCAAAAAUAGAGUUUGAGAGGAUAAAAGGAAUUAAUCUGAACAUGGUUAGUCCUCAAUUUACAACUACAAUUGGGAGCAGGAUUUUUAUUACUAAACAAGGUGAUUGUUGAGUCCCGGCCAAUUUUCAUCACGGUUGUUAAGUGAGUCAGGGUAGCUGCAAAGCCAAUUGUGUGGUCAUUAAGCAAAUCUCCAUGGACUCUGCUUGUCAGAAAGCCACAAAUGGGGAUCUGGUGACCCUGCAGCCGUCAUAAACACAACCCGGUUGAGUCAAGCUCCCAAAUUUUGAUCCCACGAUCAUAGCACGAGGACUGGCUGUCAAUCAUUUUUUUCAAUGCGGUUGUCCUUUUGAAUGGUUACUAAAUUAAUGGUUGUAAGUUGAGGACUAUCUGUGAUUUUUAUUUUUAUUUUUUGUAAAGGAGAGCUUUCAAGAGAGCCAAGAAAUCAGAUCGGCUGGCAAAAUGUCAGCCACCAAAAACCCGGUUCCCUUCCCUUCUCUUAGUUCUGUUUCUGGGAAUCAAUGACUUUGCAGCGGUGAAGUCCUGAUUCUGACCCAAAAUCUCUCCGUCUUGACUCCUUUUGCUUCUCAGCAGCUCACCUGCUAAUGACUUUUCCCUUCCCUCUCCAGCCUCAUUCCCAACCCAGGCUCCAUUUUCCUCCUCCUGCAGAUGCCAUUCAAAAUGGAGUUAAAAUCAUAAGUAUGUUGGUGAACGCAGUUUGACAUAAAAGCACUUUUAAUGUUGGUUUGAUUUUUUUUUUCAUUCCUUUUGUCCCCUGGGGAAACCUUGUGAACUCAAACAACAGAUUGUUCUCCCAUCCGUAACCUUUUUUGCGUCUCGCUCUGCAGACUUUUCCACCUACAGGUAAAUGAUUAGUACUGAAAGGCAGAGGUGUGAACCAAACUGAAAACAAAAUUGCAGAGUGGAAAAAGAACUGGAGAAAAUUGGAAAGACCUCUGAUUUAUUAUUGUCCUCACAAUAAUAAUAAUACCCUGAAAAAUCAACAGGCCAGUUUCUAAAUUUUAUUGCUUGCUCUCAUUUCUUUAUACGAGGUUGCAAGGAGCAAACUGGGAUUAAUUCUCACUUAAAAGCUGAGUUUAUGAUUAUAUAAACAUUUUCAAGAAAUUCCGGCACAUAGAAACGUAGCAUUUCACAGAUGGUGAGGGUAAAUUCUUUUUUCCUUGCUCUAAAUUUUCUCUAAGAGUAAAGGAUUUGUUUUAAAAGUUUGACCCAAAUCCAAAUAGACACUUUCAGGGGGGGAAAAAAAGCAAUUUCCUGACUCUUAGCAGUACAUAAAACCUUCUGAUUGGGCUCUUUAUAGGGGAAUAAUUGUAUUUUUGCAACUUUAUGAUUUAUAACUUUAUAAUUGUAAGGUAUAUACAAUUGUGAGUUAUAAAGAUAUUUGGUAUUGCAGUGGUUCUUAAACUGGGGACAGUUACCCCUAAGCUGAUACUUUGGGCAUAUUCCUGGGGUUAAUGAAAUAAUAGCAUAUGUAGAUUCGGUUUGAGAGUUGUGGAUCCAGUUUGGGACUGCUACUGGCGAGGCACUUGUGUAAAACAACAGUCAGGUCUUUUGUGGGGACAAUGACAUUAUUCAAUAAUAAUAAGUGUCAUUUGGACCAAACAUUUUAAGAACCACUGUUCUUUUCCUAACCUGAUGCCUUGUGGGUUGGACUAAAUCAGGGGUUAAAUCCAGCAGGUUCUGACAGGUUCUGGAGAACUGGUAGCGGAAAUUUUUAGCAGUUCGGAGAACCGGUAGCAGAAAUUUUGAGUAGUUUGGAGAACCGAAUACCAACUCUGGCUGGCCCCAGAGUGGGGAGGGAAUGGAGAUUUUGCAGUAUCCUUCCCCUGCCACGCCCACCAAGCCACACCCAUGCCCACCAAACCACGCUCACAGAACCGGUAGUAAAAAAAAUUGGAUUUCACCACUGGAAAUUUCAUCCAUCUAGAAUUAAGAGAAAUAUGGGCGAUACAACUGGAGCUGGAGAAAAACUGAGGUGAAUGUCAGGAUUAGCCAGAAUAUUCCGGCUACAAUCAAAGAGAGGCAAAUGCAGUCCAGAUGUGGGAAUGACUUCCCAAUUUGAUCUUCUAAACAUUUUGUCUAUUUCUUGAACCUCUUUAGUGAACGAGACAGACUUCCUCGGAAAGGUUAAAAGAGCUCAUCAGGAGCAUACUUUUUAAUGAUUAAUUUGCUAAUAAACUAGUACAAACAACAGACUUCAAAGGCCAGAAGUCCCAGAUUUGUUUAAAAAUCAAAUGCCAAAAGUCCUGAUUGUACUGAUAGAAGAGAAUGUUUGUAGUUCAGGAUUGAACUGUGGGGUCCUUGGUGCUUUCUGAGCUUGGUUGUUUCCUUGCAGCGGUUUCAUGACCAAAUUAGGUAACAUCAACUAGCAUUGAUUACUUAGUUUAGAUUACCUAGUUUAGAUUACCUAGUAGAUUACCUAAUGAAACAUCUGCAAGAAAACAACCAAGCUCAAAGAGCACCAAGGACCCCAGAGUCCUGAUUGUACCCAGUGCUAGGAUUAUAACUUGCAAAGUGGGACAGCGGGAGAUGCUAAUAAAAUCCUAAUUUCCUGGUUUUUCCCUUUCUCAAAUACCGUAGUUUUAGCUAAUCAGGCUUCCCCGCAGUCUUCCCAAACUACCAAUUACAUCAUCGAGUGUUCUUUUUGUUCGCUGGAAAUGUGGAAAUGUUACGGUUGGUACCAUAACCAGAUGGGAUUUGGCAUUCUUAUCCACUUAUCUCAAGUCCUAUCACAGAUGUUUGGGAAGGAGUCAAUAGGUGGAUUAAAAAGCCAGAUCGAGUCUAAACAUCGGGAUGACUGUGCAACCAACCACAAUUCCACUGCCAUCCGCUCACAAAGCACAAUUGCUCCAAGACAGAAAUGCAAGCCUGGCUCCAGGACAAGAAAACUUGGAGAGGAGACCAUGGGAUCUGAAGGGAGAGUUUGACCUGUGACUCAAGCAAGACCUUUAAUCUGUCCAUCGUCCUCCACAAGCCCAGCUUUACAUGGCUCAUCCAGCACCUUUUUGGGCUAACAUUUGUGACUUGGGCAAAUGUUUUUGUUUGAACUCGGUAAAGAUGAGGCAAGCAGAUUUGUCGAUUUGGUUCAACACAGUGUGGGAGUGAAGUUGUGCGCCUCUGGGACUGUGAUACUCUUCAGGACAAGUCACUUGCUAUUAGAAGAAGGUGGAAAAGUUCACAAGAAGGUUUUUUUCUUCUUCUUCUUACGGGACAUUAAGGGAACCUUGAAGGGAACGUCUUUUACAACUUGAGGCAGGGCAGGAAAUUUGCACAAAUUGGGUGGGAGGGAAAGGCAAGCUGUAAAGUAUUGUUUCUUUAUGGGGGGGAUUUGAAAUAAAACGCUUCUAAAAAAAAGAAGUGCUUGGGAAAAAGAUUAUUUUUAGAUCAUGGGGAAAAUAUGUUUAAAAUAAAACUCGAAUAUUAAAAAAGAAA